Messenger RNA from Diachasmimorpha longicaudata, 530 nucleotides. It is a transcript of the gene RpS30, whose product is annotated as ubiquitin-like FUBI-ribosomal protein eS30 fusion protein. The record is from RefSeq and is a predicted model, not a curated record. NCBI's taxonomy places the organism in Eukaryota, Metazoa, Arthropoda, Insecta, Hymenoptera, Braconidae. Gene Ontology annotation, cellular component: ribosome; cytosolic small ribosomal subunit. Bases 64 to 462 code for a protein of 132 amino acids. The transcript is spliced from 5 exons. Gene Ontology annotation, biological process: translation. Gene Ontology annotation, molecular function: structural constituent of ribosome.
CUUCCACUUCCGUAAGUUGCGUUACCUUGGUCUUUACGUCGACGUCUACUAAAGGAAGGCAAUAUGCAGUUGCAGAUUCGUGGACAGCAAACGCAUGUUCUGGAUUGCCAGGACACCACGACAAUCGCUGAUGUCAAGGUUAGACUUGCAUCGUUGGCAAAUGUUGAAAGCACAGAAUUUACGCUGCAUUGUGGGGGUGCUCCAGUGAGCGACAGUACCAGCGUAUCCGAGCUCUCUUCAUGCGUCUUGGAAUUGACAGUCCCACUUCUUGGAGGUAAGGUGCACGGAUCCCUUGCACGAGCUGGCAAAGUGAAAGGUCAGACGCCAAAGGUUGAAAAGCAGGAGAAGAGUAAGAAGAAGACAGGGAGGGCCAAACGUCGGAUUCAGUACAACCGAAGGUUUGUCACCGUUGUACCCUCUUACGGCAGACGCCGUGGACCAAAUGCCAACCCCAACACAUAAAUCAGUUACUUUUGCAUUUCGAUGAUGUAAUUCUGAUUUUAUAUCAAUAAAAACCGAGUAAUCUAAUA